AUGGCUUCUCUCAAGUUUUCGGUACUCUGUUUCGCUAUAGCCGCCGUCGUUUUAUGCCCCGUGGAGGCCCAGCUCGACGACACGAGCUUGAAGCUAAUGACAGACGCUUUCGAAUGGCCGACGACAAUGUCUCUCUACGACGAGUUAGCCGAGGACGACGGCGGCUUCGUCGACCGCAGAUCUCUGUUCUGGAGGAAAACCCACUACUAUAUUUCGUACGGAGCCCUAUCCGCGAACAGAAUCCCGUGCCCGCCACGCUCCGGUAGGUCUUACUACACCCAUAACUGCUUCAAAGCUAGAGGCCCAGUUCACCCUUACAGCAGAGGCUGUUCCACAAUCAGCCGUUGCCGCCGCUGA
Messenger RNA from Humulus lupulus (European hop), 357 nucleotides. Its product is annotated as protein RALF-like 34. NCBI's taxonomy places the organism in Eukaryota, Viridiplantae, Streptophyta, Magnoliopsida, Rosales, Cannabaceae. The coding region runs from base 1 to 357 and encodes 118 amino acids. The transcript has a single exon. The record is from RefSeq and is a predicted model, not a curated record.